AAUUCGAUUUAGAGGAUUUAUUUGGGACCGCUGGGCCACUCUCGCGUUCCUUAAUCAGGAAGCUGCUGUUGCCCAGUCUGACCGGGUCAUACACAAGCUUCAUCCAGCGAUUAGAUCAGAUCUUUGCUGUUGGACGACACGGACGGCCGACUACUUGGACCGAUGCCCGAGUUAUUUUAUGACCUAGUGUUUUGGGGAGGAAAAAAAAGGAGUGUCCCGAAAAAGAAAAGGAAGGUUCGGAUGGAAUCGGUAGAGAAAACUGGAAGAAAUCUCGCACCAUUUGGCACGAAAUCCACCAAGCAAGUUCGACGGCCAUAAACUAAACUAGUUCCACCCAGGAAACCGCUGCAGAAAUGCGCCCAGGGGGCGGCUGUCCACACCACAGCAGCACCGGGCCUGCCUCUCCGGUCUUCUCCCGUCAGGUCGUCUCGCCUCGUCCUGGUCGGCCCCAUUAAACCCCUUACCUUCUCUUCUCCUCCCUCGUCGGCUCGUGCGUUGCUUUCAAACAGACGGAAGAAGGUUAGCCAAGACCGCAGCUUUGGAAUCCACUCCGGUCCAGUCAUCCACCACCAUCGCCCGCCUCGUUCUGAUCGGCAGUCCGGCCGUCGGUGGCGGUAUUAUUCUGCGCUCGGUCUCGCCUGCUCGGCGCCGUGGCGCAACGGAACCUCCCAAUUUAAGGCUUCAAGCUCCAAUCCGGGGAUUCAAACAGUUUGUCCUGCGCGAUUUUGGUGAAUCUUCUGCUGGUGGUGGUGAGUUUUGAGCUUGAUUUUCUUGGGAUAUGGGGGAGGGCGUGAAGGCGCUGCUGGCGAAGCCGAUCAAGCUGGCGGACCAGGUGGCCAAGCAGUCGGGCUCCGGGCAGUGCCUCCGGCACGAGUGCAAGGAGCUGCGGGCGCGCGCGGAGAAGCUGGCGGAGGUGCUGCGGCAGGCGGCGCGGGCCGACCUGUACGAGCGCCCCGCCGAGCGCAUCGUGGCCGGCACCCUGCAGGCGCUGGCCAAGGCCGGCGGCAUGUCGGCCAGGUGCUUCGAGAGCCACUCCCGCCUCCGCCGCUUCCUCACCUUCAACCCCGUCUCCGGGUUCCCGCGCACCCUCGCGCUGCUCGACACCGCCGUCGAGGACGUCGCCUGGCUCAUCCGCAUCUCCUCCCCGCGCGCCGACGCCGACGCCAACGGCGCCCACGACGACGACGACGACCUGCGCGGCCUCCCCAACAUCGCGCAGAACGAGCCCAUACUCUUCCUCAUCUGGGACCACAUCGCGCGCCUCCACACCGGCAGCCUCGCCGUGCGGGCCGACUCCGCCUCCACCCUCGCCUCCCUCGCGCGAGACAACCCCCACUUCUCCAAGCUCAUCGUGGAGGAGGACGGCAUCGCGCCCCUCGUCAAGCUGCUCAAAGAAGGGACCGAUGACGGCCAGGAGGCGGCCGCCACGGCGCUCGGGUUCCUUGGGCGCGACGAGGGGAGCGUGGAGAAGCUUCUCCAUGCCGGGGUCUGCUCCGUCUACUCCGCCGCGUUGAAGGAGCCGCCGAUGCGCGUGCAGGCCGCGGCCGCCGAGGCCAUCGCGUCGCUGGCGCACCAGAGCCCGAGAUGCCAGGACUUGUUCGCGCAGAACAACGCCGUCCGGCACCUCGUGGGUCACCUCGCCGCUGGAACCAUCCAAGAGCACAGCAGGUACUCUGUCGGAGGAAGCAGCACCCGGCACGCUGCGCCUCCUCCGCCGGAGCACAUGAGGUCGCUUCACUCGGUUGUGCUGGCCAGCACGCCCAGCAUGCUCCCAGGAAUCUCUGGUCACUCCGCCAACGAACCGCCGAGCUCGUCGGAAGGCUCGACUGGACGCAACAACCAGAUGCAAUCCGCGGCAGCCGGCAGGACGACGACGAACCGGGUCACGGCUCCACCACCCAGUAGGCCCCAGCUGAGCUCAAACGGUUCGAGCGGCCGUGGACCGCGCGAGACCGAGGACCCGGCCACCAAGGCGCACAUGAAGGCCAUGGCGGCGAAGGCUCUGUGGAAGCUUGCCCGCGGCCAUCCGGGAGUCUGCAAGAGCAUAACAGAGUCCCGCGCGCUCCUCUGCUUCGCCAGGCUGCUCGAGAAGGGCGACGACGGCGCAGGCACGCACCUGCAGUACUACUCCGCCAUGGCGAUCAUGGAGAUCACCCGCGUCGCCGAGCACAACCUCGCGCUGCGGCAGUCCGCAUUCAAGCCCAGCUCGCCGCCGGCCAAGGCCGUCGCCGAGCAGCUGCUCUGCAUUGUGCGCAGGGGGGAGUACGAGGACCCGCUGCUGCUCCCGUGCAUCACCUCGCUGGGCUGCCUGUCGCGCACCUUCACCGCGAGCGAGACCCGCGUGAUCGGCCCGCUGGUGCGGCUGCUCGACGACCGCGAGCCCCCGGUGGCCAAGGAGGCCAUCGUGGCGCUCACCAAGUUCGCGUGCACGGAGAACCACCUGCACGUGAACCACUGCAGGGCCAUCGUGGACGACGGCGGGGCACGGCACCUCGUCCAGCUCGUGUACCUCGGGGACGAGCUGCAGAUCGAGGCGCUCAUACUGCUCUGCUACAUCGCGCUGCAUGUCCCGGAGAGCGAGGAGGUGGCGCAGGCCGGGGUGCUCGCCGUGCUCCUGUGGGCGUCGAAGCAGUCGCAGUUGGUGCAGGACCUGCGCGUCGAGCGACUGCUGUCGGAAGCCAAGGCCCGGCUAGAUCUCUUCCAGUCCAGGGGGUCGAUCAUCUAGGUGACACUGUGAUGAUGGUUCUUCCUGCACUGAAGUAUAUUUGCUUAGAUUUAUGUCGACCAUUCUUUGCUGAUUCCAGAUUCCAGAUUCAAUUGUUUUGCUUUGGUAGAGUGUACAUAGCACGCUUCUGUUUGCCUUGAAGGACAUGUACAUGCAGUGUAGACCUGUUCUUGUGGCAUUUAUGCUGAUCAUUUUAUAUGAACAAAACUGCAAAUUGGAGAA
Aegilops tauschii subsp. strangulata is the source of this 2947-nucleotide messenger RNA. RefSeq lists its product as uncharacterized. NCBI's taxonomy places the organism in Eukaryota, Viridiplantae, Streptophyta, Magnoliopsida, Poales, Poaceae. Gene Ontology annotation, molecular function: protein binding. The record is from RefSeq and is a predicted model, not a curated record.